Messenger RNA from Eucalyptus grandis, 2304 nucleotides. Its product is annotated as integrin-linked protein kinase 1-like. Bases 512 to 1933 code for a protein of 473 amino acids. Gene Ontology annotation, molecular function: protein kinase activity; protein binding; ATP binding. The transcript has 12 exons. The record is from RefSeq and is a predicted model, not a curated record. Gene Ontology annotation, biological process: protein phosphorylation. Lineage: Eukaryota; Viridiplantae; Streptophyta; Magnoliopsida; Myrtales; Myrtaceae.
CUUCUUCCUCCCCCGUCUCUCUCGCGCAUCUCUGUGGAGACCAUCCUUUCUCUCUCCUCUCUUUCUCUCUCUUCUGGCCACGCUUCUCGCUCCGAUCCCACCACCAUCUUCGUCCCCCUUCUCUCUCUCUCUCUCUCUCUCUCUCUCUCUAUUCUUUGCAUGCGAAUUGGCAAUGGCUUGAUGCCUCUCCCUCCUCCUCUUCGCUCGAUGUCGAGAGCCUCCUCCUAGCUCUCGAUUCCGCGCCGCCGCCGCCGCCGCCGCCGCCGAUUCGGGUUGCUGCGGCCCGAGCGCCAUUGUCGAUUCCCGCGCGUGAUGUGAGUGCAUGUCGCGUUCCGCGUAUGCCGCGCGCGGGCCCCGAACCGUGCAUUCCGGCUAGGUCGAUUCUCUCCGGUCAUUGCUGUCCUUGAAUCGAUUCGAGGGGAUUUUUUUUUUUUUUUUGCUGGUGUUGGAAUUGAGGGAGCAGAGUUUGAUGUGAAGGAAGGAGGUGGGAAAAAAAAAGGGGAAAAAAAAGAUGGAUUUGGCUGCGCAGCUGAAGCGGGGGAUAUCGCGGCAGUUCUCGACGGGGUCGGUGAGGCGGAGCUUCAGCCGGCAGUUCACGCGGCAGUCGUCGCUGGACCCGCGGCGGAACAACAUGCGGUUCAGCUUCGGGCGGCAGUCCUCGCUCGACCCGAUCCGGCGGAGCCCCGACCCGGACGACGAGCUCUCGGUGCCCGAGAACCUGGACUCCACGAUGCAGCUCCUCUUCAUGGCGUGCCGCGGGGACGUGAAGGGGGUGGAGGACCUGCUGAACGAAGGGAUCGACGUGAACAGCAUCGAUCUGGACGGCCGCACCGGGCUGCACAUCGCCGCCUGCGAGGGCCACGUCGAGGUCGUCAAGCUGCUGCUCAGUAGGAAGGCCAACAUCGAUGCCCGCGACCGGUGGGGCAGCACGGCAGCUGCCGAUGCGAAAUACUACGGAAAUCCGGAAGUAUACAACAUUCUGAAAGCUCGUGGAGCCAAAGUCCCUAAAACAAGAAGAACACCCAUGACCGUUGCCAACCCUCGGGAAGUUCCAGAAUAUGAGCUCAAUCCUUUAGAACUUCAGGUUCGGAAGGGCGACGGUGUUUCAAAGGGAACAUAUCAAGUAGCUAAAUGGAAUGGGACAAAGGUUGCUGUCAAGAUACUGGAUAAGGACAGUUACUCAGACGCGGAGACCAUCAAUGCUUUCAAGCAUGAGUUAGAGUUACUAGAAAAGGUGAGACAUCCGAAUGUGGUUCAGUUUGUUGGAGCUGUCACUCAAAACAUGCCCAUGAUGAUUGUUUUGGAGUACCAUCCAAAAGGUGAUCUUGGAAGCUAUCUUCAGAAGAAAGGGCGUCUCUCUCCACCUAAAGCUCUACGGUUUGCUCUUGAUAUUGCAAGGGGUAUGAAUUAUCUCCAUGAAUGUAAACCAGAUCCCAUCAUCCACUGUGACUUAAAGCCUAAAAAUAUCUUGCUGGAUAGUGGGGGUCAGUUAAAGAUCUCUGGAUUUGGUUUGAUAAGUUUUGCAAGAGUAUCCCCAGAUAAAGCAAAACUUGCACAGCCUGGGACUCAAGCUGAAUUGUCACGUUUAUAUGUGGCACCUGAGGUUUAUAAGGAUGAAAUAUUUGAUAGAAGUGUGGAUGCAUUUUCCUUUGGUCUCAUUCUUUAUGAGAUGAUUGAAGGAGCUCAGCCUUUCUAUCCGAGUUCUCCAGAAGAGGCAGCCAAAAUGAUAUGUUUAGAAGGAAAACGACCGCCUUUCAAGAUCAAAGCUAAAAACUACCCUCCUGAUUUGAAAGAGUUGAUAGAGGAAUGCUGGGAUCCAGAGUCUGUCGUGAGGCCAACUUUUUCUGAAAUUAUCGUCCGUUUGGACAAGAUAGUUGCAAACUGUUCCAGGCAGGGCUGGUGGAAGGAUACAUUCAAGCUUCCUUGGAAAUGAGAGGAAGCACUCUACACUACUGGAUAAGGAAGCAGACGAUGUUCGAAGUCAUUUUCGUGUUCAGUUGUGGAGCAACCACGUUGAAUAUAUAAUAAUGUCUACGUAAGAGACCUCGGAAUGAAAAAGUAAUAAGGUCUAGUUUUUGUUCUUGAUAUGGAGCUGAAGCAGCUCCAUUGUUAUGUAUGUGUAAUAUGUGAAAGGAUUAUUUUAUGAUAGUUCAUAGUUUCCAUACUGUAUAUUAGAAAAAGCCAAAGUCAUUAGGACAUCCAUCGCCAGACUAGAAGUAACGCAGAUCCUUGAUCAACCGAAGGGGUAUAAGACCGCAAGUAUAUGAACUUUUAUUGCUUUUACAAUUAAGUACGUAACUUUUU